AUGCUUGAGGGCCAAGAGCUCUUUGGUUUGACGAAAUGUCGCAAGUGUCUCAAGUGUCUGAAUGUGAUGUGCGAAGAUUUUGAGAUCAGCAAGAUGCAAGAGAAAUUAGCUAUCAUGUGA
Sclerotinia sclerotiorum 1980 UF-70 is the source of this 120-nucleotide messenger RNA. RefSeq lists its product as hypothetical. The record is from RefSeq and is a predicted model, not a curated record. The transcript has 2 exons. NCBI's taxonomy places the organism in Eukaryota, Fungi, Ascomycota, Leotiomycetes, Helotiales, Sclerotiniaceae. The coding region runs from base 1 to 120 and encodes 39 amino acids.